Molecule: messenger RNA, 28594 nt
Organism: Coregonus sp. 'balchen'
Lineage: Eukaryota; Metazoa; Chordata; Actinopteri; Salmoniformes; Salmonidae
Source: the annotation of a GenBank genome assembly
AUGGCCCUGUCAUUGAGUCACGGUGUUGUGAACUUCCAUGGCCCUGUCACUGAGUCACAGUGUUGUGUGAACUUCCAUGGCCCUGUCACUGUGUUGUGUGAACUUCCAUCGCCCUGUCAUUGAGACACGGUCAGAAGUAGGGCAAAAUUUAAACACAAAGCAGACAACUCUUUGGUCCUUUAAAAACCUACUGUAUGUAUAAUAUUGUGUGCUAUAGCUUGGAAAGUAAAUAAAUGUGACUCGAUUACGUGAUCUUUGUUUCCAACAUUAGGGCUGUUUUCCUAAAGAAGUUAAAUCUGCUUCGUGUUUUGUUUUCUUGCCGCGACACUAACUAGUAUCGCAAUACUGGUAUCAUCCCGGACCUAGUCAGGAGCCACAUUCUCUCCUAAGGUUAGCUCUGUAGAACAUUCUGGGCUCCAGUCCCAGAGAAUAGUGACAUGUCAGCAGCCCAUUCAAAUGAACAGGCUGAGUGUUGCACUCUGUCAGUAGAGUGGUGGAGGGGGAUGGGGGAGCUAAAUUCGGUGCUCUGUUUUACAUUGCAGUAGUGUGGGGGACUAAAUGUGCAGGCUCCAUUAAAGGUCUGGCUGGCUGGUUGGACUGAGCACAUGUCUAGGUAAAACCAGAGUGGAUCUCUUCCCAGGAAAGGGAGGGGUUGUAUUGUCAUUCAAAUCUGACGACGGUUGUUGGUUUUAAUAAAUGUAUUGUGUAUUGUCUUUAUGCCCAAUUGCACUGAAUCUACAUUCACCACAGUGUGUUCAAGUUACCACCUCAUUCUCAGAAGGAUGUGGCAAAGGAGGAACCUGAACACGUACAUAUUACCUUUUUGAUGUGUGUCAAGAAAAGUCACCCUUGAUUUGAGAACACAAAAACAUAGCUAUAACUUGUAUUUCACAUUAUGAGUAAUGGGAAAGUAUGCAGGCCAGGGGCUACCCUGUUCAAAGUGCUAUGUCCUCAGCUGCCAGUGUGAGCUCUGUGGCUGUGUUCAGUAGGGCCCUAUAAAAUCUGCAUCGCGGAGAACGUGGAAUCCAGACAUUUAAAAUGGAAUUCGACAAUAUAAAAUAAUAACAUUUACAUUUUAGUCAUUUAGCAGGCGCUCUUAUCCAGAGCGACUUACAGUUAGUCAGUGCAUACAUUAUUUUUCUUUUUAUUAAAUUUUUUCAUACUGGCCCCCCGUGGGAAUCGAACCCUCAACCCUGGCGUUGCAAACGCCAUGCUCUACCAACUGAGUUACAUCCCUGCCGGCCAUUCCCUCCCCUACCCUGGACGACGCUGGGCCAAUUGUGCGCCGCCCCAUGAGUCUCCCGGUCGCGGCCGGCUACGACAGAGCCUGGAUUCGAACCAGGAUCUCUAGUAAUGGUCUCUUGCUAGUGCUCACUUGCAUUAACCCUUAGCCUACAAUGGUCACACCCCUGCGGAAAUCGAAUUAACAUAAUCAAAAAAUCCCCAUCAAAAUCCGUCUAAGCUACAUGGGUUGUGUGUCAAUCCACCACAUCCACCGAUAUCGACCUUCCGCAUCUACAGUGAAAGGUGGUAGAGCUAGAGCGGUGUUUGUCAGACCAUGAGACGUCUUCUCACAUAAUCGAAUGUAGUGUCCAAACAGUUUGGCCUACAAACUACACUCUAUUGAAAGAUGAGAUUCUCACGAACACGAUGGUGUCCUCCGUUUUGCUCUAGGACCUCCACAAGCCUCACGACUCGUCUGAAGGUCCCCGGUACCAGUUUAAAAAAAAUAAUGGAAUUGUGUACAGUUGUGGUCAAAAGUUUUGAGAAUGACACAAAUAUUAAUUUUCACAAAGUCUGCUGCCUCAGUUUUUAUGAUUGCAAUUUGCAUAUACUCCAGAAUGUUAUGAAGAGUGAUCAGAUGAGUUGCAAUUAAUUGAAAAUGAAUUUAAUCCCCCCAAAAAACAUUUCCACUGCAUUUCAGCCCUGUCACAAAAGGACCAGCUGACAUGUCAGUGAUUCUCUCGUUAACACAGGUGAGUGUUGACGAGGACAAUGCUGGAGAUCACGCUCAUGCUGAUUGAGUUAGAAUAACAGACUGAAGCUUUAAAAGGAGGGUGGUGCUUGAAAUCAUUGUUCUUCCUCUAACUAUGGUUACCUGCAAGGAAACACAUGCCGUCAUCAUUGCUUUGCACAAAAAGGGCUUCACAGGCAAGGAUAUUGCUGCUAGUAAGAUUGCACCUAAAUCAACCAUUUAUCGGAUCAACAAGAACUUAAAGGAGAGAGAUUCAAUUGUUGUGAAGAAGGCUUCAGGGCGCCCUAGAAAGUCCAGCAAGCGCCAGGACCGUCUCCUAAAGUUGAUUCAGCUGCGGGAUCGGGGCACCACCAGUGCAGCGCUUGCACAGGAAUGGCAGCAGGCAGGUGUGAGUGCAUCUGCAUGCACAGUGAUGCGAAUUCUUUUGGAGGAUGGCCUGGUGUGUAAGUCGCUCUGGAUAAGAGCGUCUGCUAAAUGACGUAAAUGUAAGAAGGGCAGCAAAGAAGCCACUUCUCUCCAGGAAAAACAUCAGGGACAGACUGAUAUUCUGCAAAAGGUACAGGGAUUGGACUGCUGAGGACUGGGGUAAAGUCAUUUUCUCUGAAACCCCUUUCCGAUUGUUUGGGGCAUCCGGAAAAAAGCUUGUCCGGAGAAGACCAGGUGAGCGCUACCAUCAGGAGUGGGCUCACUCACAAUUUUGCCUAAGAACACAGCCAUGAAUAAAGAAUGGUACCAACACAUCCUCUGAGAGCAACUUCUCCCAACCAUCCAAGAACAGUCUGGUGACGAACAAUGCCUUUUCCACAUGAUGUAGCACCUUGCCAUAAGGCAAAAGUGAGAACUAAGUGGCUCGGGGAACAAAACAUCGACAUUUUGGGUCCAUGGCCAGGAAACUCCCCAGACCUUAAUCCCAUUGAGAACUUGUGGUCGAUCCUCAAGAGGCGGGUGGACAAACAAAACCCCACAAAUUCUGACAAACUCCAAGCAUUGAUUAUGCAAGAAUGGGCUGCCAUCAGUCAGGAUGUGGCCCAGAAGUUAAUUGACAGCAUGCCAGGGUGGAUUGCAGAGGUCUUGAAAAAGAAGGGUCAACACUGCAAAUAUUGACUCUUUGCAUAAACUUAAUGUAAUUGUCAAUAAAAGCCUUUGACACUUAUGGAAUGUUUGUAAUUAUACUUCAGUAUACCACAGUAACAUCUGACAAAAAUAUCUAAAUACACUGAAGCAGCAAACUUUGAAAAGCAAUACUUGUGUCAUUCUCAACUUUUGACCAUGACUGUAUAUAUAAAGAUUUAGUGCCUAAAAUAAGGGGAUAAAUACAUGUAUAAAAAAAAAUCUAGUUUCCUGAUCUCUCUUGCAUCUCUGACACAAAAUAAAGCACAUUUUAUAGGGCCCUCGUUCAGUGUCAGUAGUCAGUGGUUGGGUGUUCUGCAGUGCCAUCAUUCCCUCAGUGGCAGUGGGACCCUGCUCUUUCCAAAGGCCCUUCUGUGUUCUGGGCAGGCUAGCCUCGCUUUAUGGUUCACAUGUUAUCUCCAGACGUGUCAAUGAGGAAGGAAACUAGAGGGACUUCCUCUUGCUUGGCAGAGUUGUCAAGCAUUUUCCCUCAGAAUAUUGUUCCUUUUAUUCAUUACAUUAAUGUGUGAUGGGCAGGCUAGGCUAACUUAUUGAAGCUUUUGUGCUUUGUCUCCUAUCAAGAAUGUCAUGUUAUGCUCUUGUCAAGUCUAUCAUGCAACCAAAAGUUUCCUCAGUAGUGGUAUGUUUAUGGCUAGGUCUGCUUGACUUGGAUAGAGUAGGCUAUUCACUGACGUGCCCUGCUGUGCUGCUACCAUGGCUUCUUUAGCAGUGUACACCAUUGUGUAAUAGGUUUAAAGCUUUACCUAAGGUGAAAGGGGGCACUUGUUGGAGUUAAACACCAGCGUCUCUUCUUAAACCAUCUUAUUUUUCUUCCACACAUUCGGACACGGUCAGGCUUUGUUGUAGGUUGAAAGGAUGAUUACACUGUGAUGGCGCUCCAGAACCUCAUGUGCUAUGGAUGGAAGAUUGUGUACAACUUGUUUACCAAAGUUAUUUUGCUCACAACAUUGAAAAAGGAUUUGAUCACAACUUUUUUUGUUUAUUGUUCUAUUAGGCUUUUGAUGAAGUAAUUCUCAUGGCUAUUCACACAACUGAUUUAGGUUUCUUUCGUCUUAUGUCAUGAUGCAUUUGAUAUGAAUUGGCUGUGCUGUUGGGUACAUUGUGAUCUAGGGUUGGGUGGUAUCCAGAAAUCCAUACCUUCAUACCGUGCCUGUGCCAUCCCGGGAUGGAUAUAUAUAUAUAUAUAUAUAUAUAUAUAUAUAUAUAUAUAUAUAUAUAUAUAUAUAUAUAUAUAUAUAUAUAGUAUUACCGGUAGUGCACACAAGGGAUGUAUUAAAAUAAAUAAAUAAAAAAUUAACGUAAAAAAAGCUCACAGAACAUCACUUACCAGAAUGCUAACAAGGACUAAGGAAUUCUCAUAGCGGAUCCUAGGUAAAUGCUAACGAGCACAUGCAAACAUUUACUACGAGGACCGACAACCCAGCUCAUAAAGUUAAGCAAGUAUCUCAAAACGGAGUUUGCAGCACACACAAAACAAAUAUUAGACAUCAAUGAUCUUAAUCCAGGAGGGGAUUGUCUCUACUGCUGUUAGCAAGAAUCUUGCAAGCUAACGUUAGCAAAACCUAGCCGGAGAAAAUGUAUUUGGCACAUCUUAGAGUUAAUGUAAUAGUUAUAUAUAUAUAUAUAUAUAUAUAUAUAUAUCUUAUAUCUGGCAAAAAUGGAGUAUUGAAAUUCACACAAGUGUAACUUGAUCACCUCACUUAAGUUCCGCUGCAGGAGUGACUCCGCUCAAGAUGGUCCCAUUUUGCUCAUGUUGCUUCUUUGUAAACAAACACGUGACUGGCUCAAACUGCAGUUUUUUGGGAAACUAGUACCUGUAGGCUUCAUAAUGAAAAAUUAUCUAUUGGGUGAAAUGAUGAACGUGAUCUGCAUUAUCUGUUACGUAGUGCACAAGUUGGCUGCAGGUAUUUAUUUUAAAAGGAUUCAUAUUCAAAGCCCAAAAAACGUCACUUACCAGAAUGCUAACAAAAUGCUAACAAGUACUAAGGAAUCCUCAGACAACGCUAACUAAAUGCUAACGAGCGCAUUGCGAACAUUUUGUACUGUUUCUGACCUAAACUAUAAAAGUAACUAAAAAAUGCUACUUAGUUUGCUGCAUGCACAAAACAAAUAUUAGCCAGCAAGGCUCUUGAUCCAGGAGGGGAUUCUCUGCUGUUACCAAGCGAAUACUUGAUUUUGGAAGAAGCUAACCACUUAGCUAGAUAACUAGCUACUAAAUUAGCAAACCAAAUGCACAACUGCAGAGCAUUUAGCACAUUUUAGACCGUUAACUUAAUAUUUAUAAGAUAACUAGCUGGCAAACAUUUAGCUGUGAAUUCCAUACUGUAAUUAGAUCACCUGGCGCAUGCUGCACAACAGUGAGUGGCUCACAAGGCUCCGGUCUCUUGUCGUUGUGUGCUUGUAAACAAACACUACGUGACUGAGGACUACCGUAAGCUACUGUACAUAAUGUGACGGAUGAAAUGAAGAAUGCAAUGUUUAUCUCCUAACGUAUUGCACAAAUUGACUGCAGGUAUUUACUUAAGGUAGCUACAAAUAUUCAUAUUCACCGAUUUUGAGUGUUUGUACCCCGUAACUUCAUAUUUAUGAGCCUCAUCUGGGGGCUGCUAACAGCUUAAAAAGAAAAGAAAAAAAGAAAAUGUUAUCACCAGGAACACCAUUCUGAUUGGCUGGCUGUUGCAAUGAAUAGCCUGUGAUGAAAAACAAAUGAGGACACCACAAUUUACUGCCCAGCAACUGGCAUGCUGCUUUUUAUGCGUACCGAUUUUCUGCUGGAUAUGCCUGUGUAUCUGUCAGCUCAUGUGUCUAUGUAGGCGAACACAAACAUGAAAACGGGGAAGGAAGCUAAGCUGAUUGAAGUUGAUUGCCUGCUGUUUGCUUUGCAUUUCAAUCCUGUCACCCUCUAAAGGGAUGGUUUAAUGGGUUAAGCGAUAGCAAGGCCUCAACAUUUAGAGAGUUGGAGCGGAUUGCGAGGCAAUUUCCACUGCACAGGGGCAGGUCCAGAAUAAACUCGUAAUUUGAGUGGUUGAUGUGAAAUACAGAAGAAGGUCGUUACCCCUCAUCCAAAAAUGACAUUUUAAAAAGCUCCAUGCUAACAGUGAUCCCACUGAGUUAGUAUGCACAUGGGAAAGAAAGGGGCUGCUUCCUCACCUGUUACUACUGUGGGAAAGGGGAAGCUGCUUGACCGAUUAGUCCCAUAAUGUUCAAAGGACAUUAGCUAGAUUAUCAAGAUUACUCACUUUUUUUGUAUGCCUAGACUAUUUGAAGAUGCAUAACAAGGGUAAUUUUGAUAUGGUUCGAUUUCUCUAGUAUUGCAGUGCUUUGUUCAGUGUGCCUGUCACCUUGAGUGGGCUUUACUGAACAUUCCACUACGUUACCCCACCAAGCAGGAUCUAUGAAUUUUGACCCACUAAAUCCACUUGUUCAGUAUUAUCAAAUUUUUCAAUGUGACUGUGUUAAUUUGUCCUCGUCCAUUUCUCUCAGGGACUGUCUUCACAACCGCUGAUCCGAUUUACUGGAAGCCAAGGGGUAAGUGCAUUCGUAGUUUUUAUAAACCUUUUUAAAUUUGUAUCUAUCCCGAGUACAAUUGUGAUCACUGUCAGUAAAUUAUAUGUUUAGUUUGCACCACAGACUACAUUUUCCUAUCAGUAAAGAAUGAUUAACUCAGUGACUGGGUCCUGUGCGUAUAACCAGGCACUGACUAAACUGCCUCUGUAGCUGCAGUGAGCUGUAUUUGUUGUCUGCGGGUGACUGGCAGGAUAAGAUUUUCCUGUAAUUUUAGCAUGACUACAAUUACAUCUGCACUGAGCAGGAUGAGCACGGCUGUACUCGCAGCCCUCAAGUAGAGGUUUCCCUCCCAGGGUGGACAGACAGCUCUCCUAUCUGAGAGACAAGGACCCAGACCAGACCCAUCACAUGCUCUUCCAGUUCUAGCAGCAUCAGCCUGUACAAUUCACCCAUACAUUCUACAGUAGCAUUAAAAGUUUUUUUUCUAAAGCGAGUGUUGUUGCAUUCUCAUUAAGAGCAGCACUGUAUGCGUUCCAGACACUUAGCGCUGCUUGUCUGUUUCUCCACCAAACGAAGCUCACUGGGUCACAGUGGAGCGGCCCCAUUUUCAGAAUCACACAAGAUAACACUUUUCAAACAGUUUUCACGUCUUGCCUUUUACCCUGUAGUGUUUACUGUGUAGAUUAGAUUCAUGUAUUUGUUAUCAUGUCAGAGGUCAGAACUUAAACUGGAGCAGUGCCACAGAUCUUGCUAACGUGUCUAAUUUAUAUUGUUUGGAUAACCCUCAGUCUGUAAUAUUUGAUCAUGCUAGAGAGUAUUAAAGGAGCUGCUGCGUUCUUCAUAUGGCCGUAUAUCUCCAUCAGAUGCCUGCGUCUUUCCUCCCUGACUAUUCUCAUUUCAGAUGCUUAUAGUGGGAGGGGAGGGAUCAGUAAUUGCUCCUAUCAACUUGAGAGAUCAGAUGGUUAGAAAAUAUGGUGUUUUUACAUGCUGAAUUAUGAUUAAUGGCUGAAUCAUGGCUGGGCUGGGUGUGAACCUUUUUCCUGAGUUCACUGGAAUGCUAAUGAAUGAGGGGGAAAGCUGCUAAAUGAUGUCGGCUGCUCCGUAAGACCCAUAGCAUUAACAUUCAUUCAUAUUGGCAGAGCUUUCAUUCACAGCCACUUCCAGGGUCAAGGUGGCAUAAUAGAACCAGCUCAAAGAACAUACUGCUUGUUUGUGUCAGUGUUCCUCAGGCUGUGUAUCUGGCUGUAUUUGGCGAGGACAGGUAUGUGCCAGCGAUGAUGGCCCCCUGCUUUACACGGCCUCUCCCUCUGCAGUUUCAUUAAUUAUAGUGCUGAGGAUGAGACCAGAGGAGCUGCUGUGAAGGGCCAGUCCUCCCGAGUCCCACCGGCCUGAAAAGAGCCUUUGUUUGCUGGACACCGUGCAAAAUGAGAGGAGCUGGAGGGAGAAGGGGGUUGGAAAUGGCUGUUUAAAAUCCACUUGCUUUUCAAAUGGUAGAGGGGGUAGGGUGGGGAACCGUGUCUGUCUGGGGCAGAGGGUGCACUGGAGUGUGCUGUUCAUUCAGCUUUUUGUUAAGGAUAAACUUACCUUUUUCCAUGCUCCCUUUUUCUCAUUUGAAUGCUUGCUCCAUGUUUUAGUAGUAAAAUGCAUAAUUUUGUCUUAGCAUUUCCUCUGGGAGAACGCUGCUUCCAGACUGUCUGGUUAUGGCUAGACGCAGUGCAGUGGUUUUAUGGAGGUGCACUGGUUUUUGUGGAUUAACAAGGUUUUAAAGAGGGUUGUCAGUCACCACCUGAUAGUAACAUGUCUACGUGAAGUUCCAGUGUACAUACAGUGAGGGGGAAAAAAAGUAUUUCAUCCCCUGCUGAUUUUGUACGUUUGCCCACUGACAAAGAAAUUAUCCGUCUAUAAUUUUAAUGCUAGGUUUAUUUGAACAGUGAGAGACAGAAUAACAACCCAAAAAAUUCUGAAAAACGCAUGUCAAAAAUGUUAUAAAUUGAUUUGCAUUUUAAUUAGGGAAAUAAGUAUUUGACCCCCUCUCAAUCAGAAAGAUUUCUGGCUCCCAGGUGUCUUUUUAUACAGGUAACGAGCUGAGAUUAGCAGCACACUCUUAAAGGGAGUGCUCCUAAUCUCAGCUUGUUACCUGUAUAAAAGACACCUGUCCACAGAAGCAAUCAAUCAAUCAGAUUCCAAACUCUCCACCAUGGCCAAGACCAAAGAGCUCUCCAAGGAUGUCAGGGACAAGAUUGUAGACCUAUACAAGGCUGGAAUGGUCUACAAGACCAUCGCCAAGCAGCUUGGUGAGAAGGUGACAAGUUGGUGCGAUUAUUCGCAAAUGGAAGAAACACAAAAGACCUGUCAAUCUCCCUCACCCUGGGGCUCCAUGCAAGAUCUCACCUCGUGGAGUUGCAAUGAUCAUGAGAACGGUGAGGAAUCACCCCAGAACUACAUGGGAGGAUCUUGUCAAUGAUCUCAAGACAGCUGGGACCAUAGUCACCAAGAAAACAAUUGGUAACACACUACGCCGUGAAGGACUGAAAUCCUGCAGCGCCCGCAAGGUCCCCCUGCUCAAGAAAGCACAUAAACAUGCCCGCCUAAAGUUUGCCAAUGAACAUCUGAAUGAUUCAGAGGAGAACUGGGUGAAAGUGUUGUGGUCAGAUGAGACCAAAAUGGAGCUCUUUGGCAUCAACUCAACUCGCCGUGUUUGGAGGAGGAGGAAUGCUGCCUAUGACCCCAAGAACACCAUCCCCACCGUCAAACAUGGAGGUGGAAACAUUAUGCUUUGGGGGUGUUUUUCUGCGCCCGAGUGGCGCAGUGGUCUAAGGCACUGCAGCGCAGUGCUAGCUGUGCCACUAGAGAUCCUGGUUCGAAUCCAGGCUCUGUCGUAGCCGGCGCGACCGGGAGACCCAUGGGGCGGCGCACAAUUGGCCCAGCGUCGUCCAGGGUAGGGGAGGGAAUGUCCGGCAGGGAUGUAGCUCAGUUGAUGGAGCAUGGCGUUUGUAACGCCAGGGUUUUGGGUUCGAUUCCCACAGGGGGUAGGAAAAAAUGUAUGCAUUCACUAACUGUAAGUCGCUCUGGAUAAGAGCGUCUGCUAAAUGACGUAAAUGUAAUGUAAAAUGUAAAACUUCACCGCAUCAAAGGGACGAUGGACGGGGCCAUGUACCGUCAAAUCUUGGGUGAGAACCUCCUUCUCUCAGCCAGGGCAUUGAAAAUGGGUCGUGGAUGGGUAUUCCAGCAUAACAAUGACCCAAAACACACGGCCAAGGCAACAAAGGAGUGGCUCAAGAAGAAGCACAUUAAGGUCCUGGAGUGGCCUAGCCAGUCUCCAGACCUUAAUCCCAUAGAAAAUCUGUGGAGGGAGCUGAAGGUUUGAGUUGCCAAACGUCAGGCUCGAAACCUUAAUGACUUGGAGAAGAUCUGCAAAGAGGAGUGGGACAAAAUCCCUCCUGAGAUGUGUGCAAACCUGGUGGCCAACUACAAGAAACGUCUGACCUCUGUGAUUACCAACAAGGGUUUUGCCACCAAGUACUAAGUCAUGUUAUGCAGAGGGGUCAAAUACUUAUUUCCCUCAUUAAAAUGCUAAUCAAUUUAUAACAUUUUUGACAUGCGUUUUUCUGGAUUUUUUUGUUGUUAUUCUGUCUCUCACUGUUCAAAUAAACCUACCAUUAAAAUGAUAGACUGAUAAUUUCUUUGUCAGUGGGCAAACGUACAAAAUCAGCAGGGGAUCAAAUACUUUUUUCCCUCACUGUAGAUAACUGCCUGUAGGCUCAGGCAGUAGCCCAUUACUGCAGCAGUACUUUUGGUUGGCCCCUGCCUGCAAUGGGAUCAGGGCAUCUGUUAUGUGAAGUCUCAGUCAUCCUACAGUCACGGCCAGGCCCGGCUCUGUCAUCCUGUACUGUGUCAGACUGACUCACCCCCCUGCCUUCCAGUGAGUUCUGCUGCCUCUUAGUCAUCUCGGGUAACACAUACACACACUUUCAUUAUGCAUUGUGUGUGUGUGAGGUUAACAUACUCCUACAGCUGAAGAGGAUUUCUACCUAAGUGUCUGUGGUAUGUGCACACCUGCAGAGUCACCUCAGUUAUCAGGAAGCAGUGAAUGUUGAUAAUAUUCAGCGGAACCUUUUUGAGUGAGGAAGCAUGACUAUUUUCUUGUAUUUGUUUUGUUCAUGUAAUAUCCAGGCUACCUCAAUUGGACAUUAAGAAAAUGGGGCUAAUCCCAUUCAGAGUUUCAUAUAAACAUACAAGGCAAUCCGUUGAUAACUCUGCACUGUGAAAGGCUAGAACUCUUCAUGUGGAGCAUGUAAGGCAGGGUUGUACUGGAGCUGAGGCUGAGCAUCUCACGUAACAGAGAGCCCUUGGCUCCCAGAAAGGCGGGGACACAGUGUUUAUUUAUAGUUGGCCACCUGCAGGCUUCACAUGUGUUGGGACCUUGGGUAAACAGAGCAGUGAGUCACGACUCUCCAACACUGCAGGGAGCCACCAGGGGUCGGUCAGCCAGCCAACAACCCCAACACAGCCCUCUCCCCUUGCCCUGCCUCACUCCUCUCCUGUUAGACGAGACAGACUAGCUCACAUACCCAGCUACCCUCUACCCCAGCAGGUAUAGGUCCAUAAUCAAAUUCUGGAAAUUAGUUGAUUUAUUUCCAAUGUAGUAGGGAUGCUUAUGUCCAUUUACACCUAAGGUCUAAGGGCCCAGGGCUGGGUUUCUACUAAGGGUGUGUUUGUAGAUUCGCUCCAUCUACUCCGAUUUAAGAGCACUCUCGUCUGUGUGCCAGAGCGCAGAAUAACUAAUGAAUUUACGAACGCUCAACACCCGUUGAAUAUGGCCGGUGUCAGUAAAUGUCGGCAAAAAAGCGUAAUAAAAUUUUCAGCAGCACAGUUGGUCACCAAUAACAUGAAUUGGUGAAAACAGCCUAACCAGCUCUGCUAGGGCGAGUAAAAUGGUCAGUGAGGUGUUCUCUCGUUUGUCUGGAAGUAGCUAGCAAGUUAGUCAAUGUUAGCCAGUUAGCUUGUGUGCUUGACUGCCGUUGUGAGGUCAAAAAGCUCGGAUCAACCCGACUCCUCGGCCAGAGCGUCCAGUGUGUGCACUAAACGCUCCGAGAGUGAAACGCUCUGAAUUUACGAACGACCAGAGCGCACUGGCACUCCAGAUUGAAUUCACGAACACACCCUAAGCUAACAUAUGGAGUUGUUUUAAGAUGGUCAUACCAAGGAUCAUUUAGCUAUUUGAUUUAGAAUUUUAGUAUAAAAAUGAUUUGAUUGAAUUUGGCAUUACUGCUAUUAGUCCAUAGAAAAGCAUUGAAGAGCAUAUUCAUACAUGGCAAAACAAAUCGUCAAAUCUAUAAAAAGGAAGUAUGUUUUGAAGGGUCGGUCCUAUAUCUGAGAGAUCAGUUAUUUUUUUACCCAUAUAUGCUUCUAUAUACAGUGAGGGGGGAAAAAAGUAUUUGAUCCCCUGCUGAUUUUGUACGUUUGCCCAUUUGACAAAGAAAUGAUCAGUCUAUAAUUUUAAUGGUAGGUUUAUUUAAACAGUGAGAGACGGAAUAACAAAAAAAUCCAGAAAAACGCAUGUCAAAAAUGUUAUAAAUUGAUUUGCAUUUUAAUAAGGGAAAUAUGUAUUUGACCCCUCUGCAAAACAUGACUUAGUACUUGGUGGCAAAACCCUUGUUGGCAAUCAGAGGUCAGACGUUUCUUGUAGUUGGCCACCAGGUUUGCACACAUCUCAGGAGGGAUUUUGUCCCACUCCUCUUUGCAGAUCUUCUCCAAGUCAUUAAGGUUUCGAGGCUGAUGUUUGGCAACUCGAACCUUCAGCUCCCUCCACAGAUUUUCUAUGGGAUUAAGGUCUGGAGACUGGCAAGGCCACGCCAGGACCUUAAUUUGCUUCUUCUUGAGCCACUCCUUUGUUGCCUUGGCCGUGUGUUUUGGGUCAUUGUUAUGCUGGAAUACCCAUCCACGACCCAUUUUCAAUGCCCUGGCUGAGGGAAGGAGGUUCUCACCCAAGAUUUGACUGUACAUGGCCCCAUCCAUCGUCACUUUGAUGCGGUGAAGUUGUCCUGUCCCCUUAGCAGAAAAACACCCCCAAAGCAUAAUGUUUCCACCUCCAUGUUUGACGGUGGGGAUGGUGUUCUUGGGGUCAUAGGCAGCAUUCUUCCUCCAAACACGAUGAGUUGAGUUGAUGCCAAAGAGCUCCAUUUUGGUCUCAUCUGACCACACUUUCACCCAGUUCUCCUCUGAAUCAUUCAGAUGUUCAUUGGCAAACUUCAGACGGGCAUGUAUAUGUGCUUUCUUGAGCAGGGGGACUUUGCGGGCGCUGCAGGAUUUCAGUCCUUCACAGCGUAAUGUGUUACCAAUUGUUUUCUUGGUGACUAUGGUCCCAGCUGCCUUGAGAUCAUUGACAAGAUCAUCCCGUGUAGUUCUGGGCUGAUUCCUCACCGUUCUCAUGAUCAUUGCAACUCCACGAGGUGAGAUCUUGCAUGGAGCCCCAGGCCGAGGGAGAUUGACAGGUCUUUUGUGUUUCUUCCAUUUGCAAAUAAUCGCACCAACUGUUGCCACCUUCUCACCAAGCUGCUUGGCGAUGGUCUUGUAGCCCAUUCCAGCCUUGUGUAGGUCUACAAUCUUGUCCCUGACAUCCUGAUUGAUUGAUUGCUUCUAUGGCCAGGUGUCUUUUAUACAGGUAACAAGCUGAGAUUAGGAGCACAGAACAAUAAAAUGCAAAUUAAUUACUUAAAUCAUACAAUGUGAUUUUCUGGAUUUUUGUUUUAGAUUCUGUCUCUCACAGUUGAAGUGUACCUAUGAUAAAAAUUACAGACCUCUACAUGCUUUGUAAGUAGGAAAACCUGCAAAAUCGGCAGUGUAUCAAAUACUUGUUCUCCCCACUGUAUAUUUUUUAACUGGUACCGGGCUACCUUCAGACGAGGCUUGUGGGCGUCCUAGAGAAAAACAACGGACAUGUACUGUACGUGUUCGUGAGAAUCUUACCUUUCGAUGGCGGAGUCAUAUCAGUGUGUAGCCCAAACUGUUCGGAAGCUGCAGACAGAAGUUGGCUGAUUGGUGGUACCAACUUCAGACGAGUCGCGUGACGCUUGUAGAGUUUGUGAGUCAUCUUGCUGUCAUAUUAGUUUGUCGGCCAAACCGUUAAGACGAUACAGACGUUUUCGUGAGAAGACCCGAUUUUCGGGAUGUCUCCUGGUCUGACAUACCACUGUAGCUCUGCCACCUUCCACCGCAGAUACGGAAGGCCGACAUCGGCGGAUGCAGCAAUUGAGACUCAUAUCUCUAGCUUAAACAGACAUUUGUUUAUAAUAAUUAGAUUUCCACAGGGGCGCAGACAUCGACUCUAGGGUAAUGCCAGUUUAGCCUACUCACUGUUUCUCUAAGAAGAUUACGGCAUGUUUGUGUCCGAGAUACUGAACUCUGACAGCUCAACACCAGUCUAUAUGGAUAUUGGAAUUUUCUUGUUACUGCUUGCAUUUUACAAAUUAUUUUCCCUCUUUAAAAAACAGAAAGUCUGUGUGGGCCAGCUGCAGCCCCUGUCAUGAUGGGGGACUACUUCAGAAAUACCUAUGGGUAGCGUCUAGCUGGCUGUGUAUUUGCAUUUACUAACAUACCCAGUUAAACAGGCAGAAUGUUACAGCACAGGACAGUGGGGAGUUGUGGGCUAACCUAGCUCGGCUAUGCACCCCUGUAUUAGCUUGAAGACUCACCCUGUUACUCAUCAUCCCACACCGCCACCAUGCAGGCAUGAAUGACACACACCUAUACUGUACAUUUGUUUGUGUAGUACAUAUACAGACAAUUUCCAAAAUAACAGAACAGCUUCAAUGGCACAGGUUCUACAAGUGUCUGGAACUAUGUUGGAGGGAUACAUCACCAUUCUUCCAUGAUAAAUAUUAUAAUUGUGUUUUGUUGAUGGUAGCGGAAAACGCUGUCUCAGGCGCCGCUCCAAUGUAUCCCCAUAAGUGUUCAAUUGGGUUGAGAACUGGUGACUAAGACGCUCUCUCUCUCACACACACACACACACACACACACACACACACACACACACACACACACACACACACACACACACGCUUCUACUAGACAGACUCAAUCUCACAGCAGGCACAAACAUGACUAACCUCUCGCCCUUAAAGGGGCAGGUGAAAAUGUUUGUCUCAUCUGUGAUAUUUUGGUUAAAUGAAAUUACACAAUAUACCACAUUACUUCUUACUGGUAAUACAUUUAUGGUUUUAGAAGCAUUACAAAGCAUGCUCAUCCGUGUAUUUCUUUUGGUGUCAUUUUGGCGGAAAACAAAUAUUUUGGCUGUUAAAGAUUUUUAUAUCUACCUGCCACAGUAGCUGGUGGACCAAGAAGUUAAUUUUAUGCCCUUAUUCCUAGACUAGACUACCUGGUCUGCGUGCAAAUGUAGGCUUAUGUGUGCCCAUUUGGGGAUCUGAUAGUAUUACUGAGUGUAUUAACUCACCACCACUGAGUUGUGGAGCUUUUCUCUUCACCUCAAACAGCAAGUAAACAAAGUCAGUUUUUACAUCCUUUGAGAAUGACAAUAGUUCCUCAAUGAGCCUAUUUGAAAAAUCUUUCCUUUCGUUAACCACUGUGUGAAAGGGAAACUGUCAUGCUCUGAUCCAGUGGAAACGUCAUAAAAUAGGCCUACCUGAUUUACUUCUUAUCCCUUGUGCAAAUAGCCUACAGCUGUCUGUGUACGGAGCUCACUGGCAAGGGAAACUCUGAGGUUCCAGAAUAUUUUAUACAAUGUUGCAAGUUUAAGGCAAGCUUCAAGCUGGACCAAGUUGGCAGUCGAUACAAUGUUUAAAGUUCCUAGCAGACAGGCCAUGCGUAGCCAAUGUGAUGGCAAGGCCAUGGCAAUAGAAGUUACUUUUAGAUUUGUAUAAUUUUCAUUUAGAUAUAAUUUUUAUUAAUCACAUGACAAUGCUUUUGAGUUGGGAAGAUUUUAUUAUAAAAUAAAUUAAACUCUUCCAUGACAAUGCACAUAUGAAAAUCAUAACUGUUACGCAGGUCGGUAGAAAUGGUAAAAUAAAUUAGCACUCCUAAUGGAAAAGGUUGCCGACCCCUGGUGUAGCCUAUUACCGGCAACUUCGGGAGCGUAAUGGCAGAAUCUGCGAAGACCAGAAGCGGGAUGGGAACAGUUUGGGAACAGUUUUUUUUCUCUCCUUUUUUCCACCUCUUUUUUUUCUGGUUCUUCUUGAUCUCUGGCUCACUCUUGAGUCAUUUGUGUCUUAAUUAUUUAAUGCUUAAAAUAUCAGACAAGCUCGUCUGAUGGAAAAAUACAUGUUUUGGAAAAAUACAGGUUUUAAAAUUUCAACCUGUCAAUUGGUUGAAAGAACUGACUACUCUUGGUUGAACAAUAUAUUUGUUUUAGUCAGGGACAGCCUUAGAUUUAACAGGUGACAUCUAAGGGGUCAUAGCUUUCACCUGGAUUCACCUGGUCAGUCUGUCAUGGAAAGAGGUCUCUUUAUUUUGGCAGUUACCUAUAUGUUGCUCAUAUGUAACAGGGUGGUUAGUGGGUUUACUGUAUCUGAAAGGGUCACCCAGUGGGGCAAGUAAUGCUCUGACUUUAUUCACUGAAAUGUCAGAACACCAGAUGGGCCUGGGGCAUGCUUAGUGGUUCAACUAGCGUUUAGAGCAUUGCAGAUAUUUGUAGUUUAAUUUCUAAAGCUGACAUGGUUCCCUCUUGAUGGAGACCUACUGUACUCCAAACCAUCUGGAGGGCAGUGAGACGUUCAGCAAACAAUGUUGUAAGAUGUAUUCUCUAAACCUGUCACAUCAUCUAGUGGACGUAUUGAUUGGAACAGAUUAUGGAUGACCUUUCCUAUAUUUAUCAUUAAAUGCACUCUCGGGGAAGAAUGUCAGCCAUUGAUUUAUUAUUUUAUCUGUCCACAGAAAAUCUCAAUACCACGGUCGGAAAAUCCGAAUGAGCUGCGAACAUUUACUUUCUACUUGUCCAAUGUGGGUAGAGACAACCCACAGGGCAGCUUUGACUGCAUCCAGCAGUACAUCACCAGGUGAGUGACCACAGAGGAACUGGACAUAGGCUGGCCUCAUCCCCUCUGACAUGACACAUUCACUCGCAGAAAUUCAUCACUCACAUUCGCACAUAAUAUGCAUGCAAACACCCUUCGCACUGUUUAUUUGAAGAGUUAUUCUGUUUUGGAUUCAAGCUUCUGUACCAUGGCCCCACUUUGUCCGUGUGUUAGUGUCUAUUUGGACUGGCCUUGAUAAAUGAAAUUGAUAAGAGUGACGGUUUGCAUACGGAGGAAUUAACAUGGUUAAGAGCUGAACUGGAUUAGGAGAGUUCUGAAAGAUGUUUUUAGGAGAGUGCCAUCUGCUCUCUUCGGCCUAUUUGCCUCAGGAGUCUGAUCGAAGACUAAUGUUGAGCAAAUGUAUUGAACUGGGUCAGAUGUCUGCUUAUUGAGGUGUAAGGAGAGGAACUAAGUCCCGGCUCUGACUGUCUAGCGUUUUAACACCAAUCAUGUCUUCAACCAUUUCUAAUGAGAGAUGUUUGGCUGGAGUUCACCCAUCACCCUGGAUGAUUAUGAGCCCCUAAUUCCAAUAUAAACCAGAGGCAGAGCCACUGAGGGUUGCCAACUCUAUUUCAUCCCCUGCCAAACCAUCAUCAAAGUGAGCAUGAAUCAAAGGCAGUCAAAACCAGGAAAGAUUAGGAUUUAAUGCAACGUUGGCUCAUUAAUGUGGGAAUCCACAGUUAAAUAGAGAAUCAAGUUAUAAUGCCCUCAAGGCAGUGGUAUGUCAUGAAAUUAGCCUGGCUAGGAGCGUUGGGCAUGAAAUGUUUACCGAAUGUACUUCCUCACUAGUCUUUAUAGGCGGUACAGUGUUUCACCUAAUCUUUUUUUUUCCUGCAGGUGGUGGCAAGGGUAGGGGGGUCAACCACUUAGUUGACCAGUUGGGCUUGUUGGUGUCUGUUUAACCCUUUCUCCUCUGUGUUGUCUCAGUGAGGGGAGCAUUCAGCUGGACUGCCUGGGUGGGAUCCAAGACAAGAUCACAGUGUGUGCCACGGACGACUCUUACCAGAAGGCCAGGCAAAGCAUGGCUCAGGCAGAGGAGGAGACCCGCAGCAGGGGUGCUAUCGUCAUCAAGCCUGGCGGGAGAUACGUGGGUAAGACCCUUAGACAUUGUCUACACUGAGAGCUGUGGUCACAACCAAGUCAAACAGAACAUGGGCUGCUAAUUUAGCCCUAGUCUAGGAUGGAUGCAUACAGGAUUUAUGUUUUUCAAUCUUAUUAGAAAUAAGUUUUGCAGGUCUUUAUAGGGGAAAUUUUCCCUCAUGUCGGUUUACAUCCAGGGUGAGUGAAUGCUGACUCAGUAGGAGGGACAUUUUCAUUAAAAUGCUGCUCCCGCAGUGAGCUGUCUCAUAUCAGGGUGUGUUUGGGUUUGCGGCGCACGCCAGGGAGUCUGAGCAGUAGCAGGGUCAUCAGCCACGCUCUUAUUGACGAUGAUGUGGGUUAUUUCCACAUCAGUCAAGCCCUCCAACCUCCUAGUGUGGCCCUGUCCAGUGGGAGAGAUUUAGCCUCUUAUCCAGCCUCCUCCAGGGUAGAGAUGCCAUUUCCACACUGAAAACACACACAGGCAGGGCUGCUUCAAGUGAACAUCAAACAUACUGUGUGGGCUUUUUACUAGUCUCAGGAGAGCUGCAUACUGAAACUGGUUCUGCUGCAGUUCAGUAAAGAAAGGCCAUAGCAGCCCUGAAUAGAAACAAAGAAAUGUACCUAGAAAUCAAACCGCAUAAUCGCUAUUAUGCAUUGCUGUUUUUGAUUAAGCUUUUAGAAUACACUGCAAUUGACUUGUUGGAGAGGAAGUUAGAACGGUGUGGUGUCAUUUCUGUUGAGUCCCAAGCUGUCUUAGUCUCACACUAUCUCCACAUGACCUUAAUUCUGGUGAAAAGUGGCCGAGCUCACAGUGUAUGGAUAAUUGCAGGCUCAUGGUUCCCUGUGUGGGCCCCAAGGGGCUGACUGGGCAGGAUGGUUAGGAGCUCAGAGCUUCACACCGUCACGCCUGUGACUUGGCACCAAACCAAAUGCCGAACUAACUGCCCAGUCGCCACAGAAACGCCAUCAUAGGUUCACAGAUGUCUGAUUUAAUGUAGCUGUUUUCCCAGAAAGAUUUGUACUGUUGACUUUAUAGACUAGUUGGGUUCAUUUUCAUAAAGCUCACCCUGAUAUUAUAACAGGUACUGCUAGAUGUGUACGUCUCUCUGUUGACAAGAACGUUUUGAUGGCUGUCAAGUGCCUUUUUGAAGACGUUCGGGAUCAACCUUAAGUACAACUUCUCAUUACAACCCCAACCUCUCAUGGUUAUGUCACAAAGGCCCAACCUUUCUGACCCAUAGCCAUGUCUCUGUUCUAAUCAGGUAAGAAGGUGCAGAUCCGGAAACCAGCACCUGGGCUGUCUGACAUCGCUCCAUCGCGGCGGACGUCGCGGCCGGUCAUCAUCUCCAGCAGUGUGGUGAAGAAGAGCACGGUGCAGCAGAGGCCCCUGAGGGAGCGCCUCACCCACCUGCUGGCCCUCAAGCCCUACAGGAAGCCUGAGCUCAUCCUGCGCCUGCAGAAGGAUGGCCUCUUGCCCUUUGACAAGGACUCUCUGGACAGCCUUCUGCAACAGGUUAGUUAAGUCAGACACACUCAUAGGGUACAGUGCCUCUCACAACAGGUUAGUUAUUUAUACUGGGCCUUGGCAGACCCAGGGCCCUUCUGAGCUCAGUGUCCUCAACAGAUAAGUUAGUCACAGGGCCCAAACCACCUACUAUUAAUCCCUUAGAGCCAGGGGCUUAGCCUGUGGUUACAGGCCAGCCCUCCAGCCCACUGCAAACAAGUCAGUCACUGCCAGUGGUGCAGGGUAUUAAUGGUGCAUUUCUUGAGGAUAGGUUUAGAAAAUGCAUUCCUCCAGAAUACUGCAUCAUGGCAUUAAUGUAAUGUAUUGAUUGCUGUCCAUAGGUGGCUAACCUAAAUGUGAGAGACAACACCUUCACAUUGAAGGACUCUUUAUUCAAGGACAUUCAGAAGGACUGGCCAGGCUACACUGAGGGAGACCAGCAACUUCUGAAGAGGAUCCUUGUUCGGUAUGUGCUAGGUGGUGCUAUAUUACUAUAUCGCAUGCCAUAUUACAACCAAUGCUUUUGUGUGCAGUUCCACAUGUCAAUAACUAUCAGUGGCAUAAACCAGCAAUAAUGGAAUCCUCCUCAGUUUGGUUUCUGUACUUUAUCACCUCUGCUUUGUGUGUUAGUUUAAACAAACUUCCAUAUGAUUCCAAAUGCUGUAGUUCCAGAUAUCCUCAGGAACAGUACAGACUCAAGUCUGAAGCCAGGCACUGCUCACUCUGUGUGGUUUUCUCUCUGCCCUGUGCUCUUGACAGACCUAACUGCCUUUUUUACUGGUGCGACCAGGGAAGAAAUCUGGUUUCUCAAGAUCUGGGGCAGUAAGGAAAUGAAGCUCCCAGCUAAAUUUCGAACCGGCAUUGCAGCGUGUUAAGCUGGGUUUACUGAGUCGACCCAAAAUUGUUGGAAUCAAUAUAGUAGGGAAUAUUUCACUUUCUCAGUGAUUUUAAAUGUUUCUGUGGAACUCAUCUGAAAGCAAGAGAUUUCUACCGUAUGUCUUUUUGGACUGCACUUUGAGCCUUGGCUAGCUUAUCAGCUGAACACCCUCCCACAAUGUUUGAACACCAGCCGUGGUCACGCAAGAGUAGUGCAGCAAAAUGAUUGGAAGGCCUGUGAUGCAACCCUGUUCCAGCACAUGCUGAGCCAUGUGUGAGAUGGCACUGGUUCAAGGUCCAGGCUCUGUGCUUGAGCCUAGGCUCCUUAGGCUUCAGCUGUGACAGGACCACUGCACAGCAGCCAGCCUCUUCCCUAGACGGUUCUCCCCACCCCUCUAGUGUUCCUCUCUCACUCACUAUUUUCUUACUCUUUCGCUUUUUUGUUCUCCUCCUCACCACUUUCUCCCUCUCUGUAAGGGUGGGGCUUGGAGAAUUCCCCACUGUAUCCCACUGCCCCCUACUGUCAACACUCUACCAACAUACACAAAUAGUAUUCUGUUUAUGUACACAUUACACAACCUCUGUAUACUGUUUUUAUUUAGCAGCUGUAACUUAGCAUCUCUCCCAAGGCUUUGCCAGAGAUCUGUUUAUGAUGUCUGACUUGGGUUUAACCAGGUCAGUUUUAUUUGUAUUUCUGUCUGAGACUGAGUGGCAUUGAGACGAAGAAAAUAACAGAAUGUGGAGAAAGGCCACCAUAAUACGGUCAUGUGCCAAUAUGUCACAGGUCCCAGGAACUGGGAGUCGAGUUGGUGCUAUGAAUUAACACACCCACCCAGCACUAGUUACAUGGCAGACUUGCCAACUCAAUGUACUUGUGCACUAGAUUUAACCUGAACUCAGGAAGUUUUCUCCAAAAUAAUGAAUGUCUGAAUUGGGCUCACAGCGAUGUAUUAUUUAUGUCUGACUAUGUGGUGACUCAGCUUCUGACUUGUUUUGUUUUAGGAAAAUGUGUCAGGCCCAGAGUCAGACUCCGAGCACUGCCACCACAGUGGCUCCUCCAGCUGAGGUCCCACUCCCAGUGAGCCCUCCCAAAGAGCUGGCUAGCAGCUCCCCGUCGCAGGUGAGCCUUUUCUUCCACUUCUCCUCAUCUCCAUUCUCCUGCUCUUCCUCCCCUUCUCCUCCUCUUCUUUCUUAGCCACUUCCUUCCCACUCCUUACAGAGCAUCCUCAUAGGGCAUUCCACUGGGUCCCAUUUAAGAGGAGUUACUCUAGAUUUUAUUACUUCCCCUCUGAGUUUUCCUGAGACGCCUCAUGUCCUUUCCCUUCCGUUCCCUCCCUUCUUACGCAUUAGCACAUACACACUCCAGUCUCCCCCUCCUCCGUACACACAACAUACACACACAGUUGGUUUGGGUGUUCGUUGAAAAGAGGGCGUUUUGGAACACUGUAAACAUACACAACUGCUCCUUGGUGGGUUUAUGUGGCCAGUCUGGGUUUGGUGAAAGAAGUUUGAGGAGUUCUACCAAACUAAACAGGUUAUGGAGCCGUGACGGUCCACAGGGCUCCAAACUUUGCUCAGUGUUAUUUCAGAACCAUGGACUUCCUGCUCCACUGUGAUUAGGUCAGCCACUUCCAGAAUUGUUAGUGUAGGUUGGGUCAAAUGUAGUCUGUUAGUAAUACAAUACCAUGCGUUGUGUGGAAAGGGGAUGGUUAUCCUUGGGGAUGGGCACCGUUAUCCGGAUAUCCAGGUUUCCGAAUGGACGUUAGUAUUCUAUUACUUGAGUGAGUGUUCAUUUUUGCUGAAUUUUAGUUUUUAGGCCUAUUUUGACAAUGCAAAAACUUUGUUAUAAACCAUGAAAUUUGAAAUACUUAAUAUAAUAAAACAACUUUUGAAUGUAGUUUUUAUAAAUGGGCUCACAGCCCUCUAGUCCAGUCUGCCCUGACAUUGGUAUGCCAUUUUCCCCACUUCAGAUGGUAAUUACAGGCACACACCUAACAGUUUCCACAAGACCUGACACAGAUCAAUGCAAAACACCUUUUUGUGACAGAAUCAGUUCUAUCAUGGUUAAAAUCAGACUUCUCUUUCACUGUUGCUUUUAGCGAAAAGUUUAGGAGAAAAGCAGCCUGUCUGCUGUUUACCUCUACCAUGUGCAUUUGUGUAAUUCUGAUUGGUCAUGAGACAAGCAUUUGUUUGGAGGGGACUAUCCGGAUAUCUGAAGAAAAAGUAAUUAUAUUAUUUGAAUAGUGAAAAAGUAAAAUGCCCAUCCCUAGACAUAAUACUCCCAAUGUGGCUGAGAGAUCCCUUUCACUCUGACCUUCUUUGCUUCACACCAGCACAGCACAGGAGGUUAGUUAAUUCUCAGGAUUUAAUCUUAAUAUGUCAGUAAUAGAUAUCUGCUAAUUAUUUCUCUGACUCCUUAGAGGUGAAAUUAGUCCAUAUUUCCGUUGUAAUUUUCUGCCUCUAAAACUCUGUUUCUGCCAGAAACGGCCUGCUGCGGAUUUCAUCGAUCCUCUGGCCAACAAAAAGCCCAGGAUAUCACACAUGGCCAACAAGGCAGCGGUGCCAAUAAAUGGCAAGCAGAGUUCCUCCAAUGGAAAGGAGGUGAGUGGGGCCAUGGUCGCCGUGCCAGCGAUGGGAGAAGGCGUGAUGUCCAGCUCCCAGCUCCCCUUACUGGACAUCCACCGGCCCUUCGACCCACUCUCCGACGUCAGUAACGAUUCCAGCCACAAUGGCCGGGACUGUGAGGGCCAGGAGGCCGCCGUGGCUGAGAGACUGAGCCAGCCACCAGUCUUCUCUGGGCCCGCAGCGCUGUCCGUACCAACCCUGGGCCCCACGUCCCCUGGACACACUGGCCUAGAUGGGCCCCGGGGCAAGAGCACCUCGCCCUCCCUGCACGGCAAGUCCAAGAAGAAGUCCAAAAAACACAAAGACAAGGAAAAGUCCAAAGAGAGGGAACGGGGGAGAGUGAGGGAGAAGGAGAGGAAAGGAGCAGAGGAGCCUGUUCCUGAGCCAAGAAAAGCCUGUGACAUCACCUCCAGCCCUGAAAACCUGAAGAGCAGUAGUAUUCCACACAGCAGCACAGGUGAGACGUGUCCAAGUUAUGGUGUGGAUCUCAACCCCUCUAGAAAUGUACAGAUAAAACCUGUGUCAUUGUAAAAUUAGAUGAAUGAUUGGCAUAAGGGAGAAAUGUUAAGCAUGAUUCCAUCUCAUGAAUUUCAACCUUGGUGAUUAAUCAGACAUUUUGCUAAAUGGAAAGAUGACAUUAUGUACUCAACAUAUCCGUCCCAAUUUUAAAUAAAUUGAUAAAAUGGAUGAAUUAAUCAUAUACCUACAGUGGGGAGAACAAGUAUUUGAUACACUGCCGAUUUUGCAGGUUUUCCUACUUACAAAGCAUGUAGAGGUCUGUAAUUUUUAUCAUAGGUACACUUCAACUGUGAGAGACGGAAUCUAAAACAAAAAUCCAGAAAAUCACAUUGUAUGAUUUUUAAGUAAUUAAUUUGCAUUUUAUUGCAUGACAUAAGUAUUUGAUACAUCAGAAAAGCAGAACUUAAUAUUUGGUACAGAAACCUUUGUUUGCAAUUACAGAGAUCAUAUGUUUCCUGUAGGUCUUGACCAGGUUUGCACACACUGCAGCAGGGAUUUUGGCCCACUCGUCCAUACAGACCUUCUCCAGAUCCUUCAGGUUUCGGGGCUGUCGCUGGGCAAUACGGACUUUCAGCUCCCUCCAAAGAUGUUCUAUUGGGUUCAGGUCUGGAGACUGGCUAGGCCACUCCAGGACCUUGAGAUGCUUCUUACGGAGCCAGUCCUUAGUUGCCCUGGCUGUGUGUUUCGGGUCGUUGUCAUGCUGGAAGACCCAGCCACGACCCAUCUUCAAUGCUCUUACUGAGGGAAGGAGGUUGUUGGCCAAGAUCUCGCAAUACAUGGGCCCCAUCCAUCCUCCCCUCAAUACGGUGCAGUCGUCCUGUCCCCUUUGCAGAAAAGCAUCCCCAAAGAAUGAUGUUUCCACCUCCAUGCUUCACGGUUGGGAUGGUGUUCUUGGGGUUGUACUCAUCCUUCUUCUUCCUCCAAACACGGCGAGUGGAGUUUAGACCAAAAAGCUCUAUUUUUGUCUCAUCAGACCACAUGACCUUCUCCCAUUCCUCCUCUGGAUCAUCCAGAUGGUCAUUGGCAAACUUCAGACGGGCCUAGACAUGCGCUGGCUUGAGCAGGGGGACCUUGCGUGCGCUGCAGGAUUUUUAUCCAUGACGGCGUAGUGUGUUACUAAUGGUUUUCUUUGAGACUGUGGUCCCAGCUCUCUUCAGGUCAUUGACCAGGUCCUGCUGUGUAGUUCUGGGCUGAUCCCUCACCUUAUGAUCAUUCAUGCCCCACGAGGUGAGAUCUUGCGUGGAGCCCCAGACCGAGGGUGAUUGACCGUCAUCUUGAACUCCAUUUUCUAAUAAUUGCGCCAACAGUUGUUGCCUUCUCACCAAGCUGCUUGCCUAUUGUCCUGUAGCCCAUCCCAGCCUUGUGCAGGUCUACAAUUUUAUCCCUGAUGUCCUUACACAGCUCUCUGGUCUUGGCCAUUGUGGAGAGGUUGGAGUCUGUUUGAGUGUGUGUGGACAGGUGUCUUUUAUACAGGUAAUGAGUGGAGAACAGGAGGGCUUCUUAAAGAAAAACUAACAGGUCUGUGAGAGCCGGAAUUCUUACUGGUUGGUAGGUGAUCAAAUACUUAUGUCUUGCAAUGAAAUGAAAAUUAAUUACUUAAAAAUCAUACAAUGUGAUUUUCUGGAUUUUUGUUUUAGAUUCCGUCUCUCACAGUUGAAGUGUACCUAUGAUAAAAAAUUACAGACCUCUACAUGCUUUGUAAGUAGGAAAACCUGCAAAAUCGGCAGUGUAUCAAAUACUUGUUCUCCCCACUGUAUAUUACUGCAAUCUGCAUUACAAUUGAGAAAGUAGGGCCUGGAAUUGCCCGGGACCUCACGAUAUUAUAUUAUCAUGAUACUUAGGAGCAGAUACGAUAUGUAUCACGAUUCUAUAUGCAUUUCAAUUCAAUUCUGCAAUUCUAUAAGGAUUUGAUGUUCCUCAAAUCUUGCUAACUAUAUGUUGGCUGCAGAGGGACAAGAGCGACAUAAUAAAAGUUUUGAUCAGUGGAAAUAAAAGUAUUGAAAACAUGUUGGCUCACCAUUUUAAAAAGAUUUGAGGACAAGCUUUGAGGAGAAAUACCUAAGCUUUGCCGCAGGUACAGUAGACUAGCUCUAGCUAAUGUUAACUACAGUGAGGGAAAAAAGUAUUUGAUCCCCUGCUGAUUUUGUACGUUUGCUCACUGACAGACAUGAUCAGUCUAUAAUUUUAAUGGUAUAUUUAUUUGAACAGUGAGAGACAGAAUAACAACAACAAAAUCCAGAAAAAUGCAUGUCAAAAAUUUAUAAAUGUAUAAAGUUAUGAAUUGAUUUGUAUUUUAAUGAGGGAAAUAAGUAUUUGACCCCUCUGCAAAACAUGACUUAGUACUUGGUGGCAAAACCCUUCUUGGCAAUCAGAGGUCAGACGUUUCUUGUAGUUGGCCACCAGGUUUGCACACAUCUCAGGAGGGAUUUUGUCCCACUCCUCUUUGCAGAUCUUCUCCAAGUCAUUAAGGUUUCGAGCCUGACGUUUGGCAACUCGAACCUUCAGCUCCCUCCACAGAUUUUCUAUGGGAUUAAGGUCUGGAGACUGGCAAGGCCACUCCAGGACCUUAAUGUGCUUCUUCUUGAGCCACUCCUUUGUUGCCUUGGCCAUUUGUUUUGGGUCAUUGUCAUGCUGGAAUACCCAUCCACGACCCAUUUUCAAUGCCCUGGCUGAGGGAAGAAGGUUCUCACCCAAGAUUUGACGGUACAUGGCCCCGUCCAUCGUCCCUUUGAUGCGGUGAUGUUGUCCUGUCCCCUUAGCAGAAAAACACCCACAAAGCAUAAUGUUUCCACCUCUGUUUGACAGUGGGUGAUGGUGUUCUUGGGGUCAUGGGCAGCAUUCCUCCUCCUCCAAACACGGCGAGUUGAGUUGAUGCCAAAGUGCUCGAUUUUGGUCUCAUCUGACCACAACACUUUCACCCAGUUGUUUUUAUUUUAUUUUAUUUUUGUCAUUUAGCAGACGCUCUUAUCCAGAGCGACUUACAGGAGCAAUUAGGGUUAAGUGCCUUGCUCAAGGGCACAUCGACAGAUUUUUCACCUAGUCGGCUUGGGGAUUAGAUCCAGCGACCUUUCGGUUACUGGCACAACGCUCUUAACCACUAAGCUACCUGCCGUCCUCUGAAUCAUUCAGAUGUUCAUUGGCAAACUUCAGACGGGCCUGUAUAUGUGCUUUCUUGAGCAGGGGGACCUUGCGGGCGCUGCAGGAUUUCAGUCCUUCACGGCGUAGUGUGUUACCAAUUGUUUUCUUGGUGACUAUGGUCCCAGCUUCCUUGAGAUCAUUGACAAGAUCCUCCCGUGUAGUUCUGGGCUGAUUCCUCACCGUUCUCAUGAUCAUUGCAACUCCACGAGGUGAGAUCUUGCAUGGAGCCCCAGGCCGAGGGAGAUUGACAGUUCUUUUGUGUUUCUUCCAUUGUUGUCACCUUCUCACCAAAGUGCUUGCCGAUGGUCUUGUAGCCCAUUCCAGCCUUGUGUAGGUCUCUAAUCUUGUCCCUGACAUCCUUGGAGAGCUCUUUGGUCUUGGCCAUGGUGGAGAGUUUGGAAUCUGAUUGCUUCUGUGGACAGGUGUCUUUUAUACAGGUAACAAACUGAGAUUAGGAGCACUCCCUUUAAGAGUGUGCUCCUAAUCUCAGCUCGUUACCUGUAUAAAAUACACCUGGGAGCCAGAAAUCUUUCUGAUUGAGAGGGGGUCAUAUACAUAUUUCCCUCAUUAAAAUGCAAAUCAAUUUAUUUAUUAUUUUUGACAUGCGUUUUUCUGGAUUUUUUUGUUGUUAUUCUGUCUCUCACUGUUCAAAUAAACCUAACAUUAAAAUUAUAGACUGAUCAUUUCUUUGUCAGUGGGCAAACAUACAAAAUCAGCAGGGGAUCAAAUACUUUUUUCCCUCACUGUACCUAGCAAAAAAAUUGAUACUUGGGGGUCAUAGAAUCGAUAUAUCGUAAAAAAAUAUAUCGCAAUACUCUAAAGAAUCACUCCCCCCACCAUCCCUAGAAGAAAGUGUUAAACUUAUCUUACAAAGUAACCUUGUGCUUCCUUUCAGAUCUCAAUGGAAUGUGCAACAACACCAGUGUUCCUUCAUCAUCAACUGAGAUGACAGACUAUUUAUCGUAAGGACUUCCUACCUCUUAUAAAACCACAAUACAUUUAUUAUGAAAUGACCAUUUUAAAUAAUAUAAUAUAAUAUGCCAUUUAGCAGACGCUUUUAUCCAAAGCGACUUACAGUCAUGCAUGCAUACAUUUUUGUGUAUGGGUGGACCCGGGGAUCGAACCCACUACCUUGGCGUUACAAGCGCCGUGCUCUACCAGCUGAGCUACAGAGGACCACCAUUUUGUUUCCCGCAACAGAUUCUGACGACAAUUGGAAGGAAUUUCAUUGAAGUACUCCACUCUUAGUUAUUCAUUCUGUUUCCUCAUUCUGAACAGGGAGUAUACCGUGAUUGGCUCUUCCGAGCAGCGUCAAACAUACAAGAAUGACUUUAAUACUGAGUAUAGUGAGUACCGGGGCCUCCACGCUCGGAUAGAGGGCAUCACCCGGCAGUUCACUGUGCUCGACACUGAGCUUAAGCAGCUCCAACAAGGCACAGACAAGUACAAGGUAUGACCCCUUUAGCCCACUGGCGCAUACUGUCUACGGUUCUACCUAAGCUGCAAUAUGGUGCUGUCCUGUGUUGUUAUUGUUCCAAUGUUCAACUUCAGGAUUCAGGUGUAGUAAAUGUUCUGACUCAUUAAUUGUUUUGUCAUUUUGUCUUUUCUUUUACAGACAAUUCACAAUCAGAUACUCCAAGAGUAUCGUAAAAUAAAAAAGGUGAUCUUUGCAUCUGUGACUAUUUGUUUCUCGUAAAGCUGCUCAGGUAAUUUUUCAACAAAUACUGAUUGUUUUACUUUCCCUCACAGACGAAUCCCAACUAUAGCCAAGAGAAGAACCGCUGUGAAUAUCUACACAGCAAACUGGCACAUAUAAAGAAACUUAUAGCUAAGUAUGAUCAACAGCAACUUCAAAACUGGACUGGUUGACAUUUUCUCUUUUCUCUCUGCAAACCAGACAGAGAAACUCUGGAUUCUGUUUGCUCUAAAAGUACUUAUUAAAGAUGCCAUGAAGGGAGGGAGUAUUCCCCUCAUUGGGGCCAAAAGCACUAGCGAGGACAAAGCAGACCACAUAUUAUUUUAUAUAUUUUUUGAAGAUGUGGCAUGUUUGGCCAGAUCUCUGUGUAGCUACACUGCUUCCAGAAAAGCUUUGCGUGGCGUUUCUCAUACUCCCAGUCCCACUAAGUGCACAGAGAUCUCUCGAAGAGUAGAAAUGGAAAAUCCACAUUCUUUGGAGAUCUCCAAACAGCCUUUCCUGGUUUGUAGACUGGG